CCAUGUUUCUCGAGGAUUGUAACCCUACAGAUGAAGAUUUUGCACCAAGCUGCGGUAAAGAACAGGAGUCACUGCUCCACAGAUCCAGAAGGCCACUUGCUAAACGCGAUUUCUGGUCCACUGCAGUGCCUCUUGUGUGUAUCAUUUGCAACAUCAUUGUUCUCUGUACGUCCAUCGGCAUUCUCAUUGCAGCCGGCAGACGUGCCGCACAAUGUGGCGAAAACAUUCCGAGCGUCAUGCACGCAACACUAGACACCAAAUUGUCUCCUUUCGAUCAACGCACAUUGCCCUUGUUGACAAUGAUACUCAACUCUUCCGCCAAAGCCGUGAUGGAGUCUCCCUACAUCGGGCGCCCAAGUGCUGAGAUCGACGCAGCUUGGGAAAUGGCUGGAAGCCGAGAUCCAAUUGCAAUCACCGCUGAUAAGGUCAUGGCCUUGGGCAAGGACCUCUCCACCGCUGCGCGAUGGCCAGAAUCAUUCAAUCUAGGCUCCGAGGCAUACAUUGCUGCUCCAAGUGCUAUGCACCAUAUUCACUGCCUGGACCAGAUUCGACGCAACCUCGACUUUGACCAUUACUUUGGCGCGCGCUUUCCCGAUGGACAGAAGAGCAAACUCCAUCAGCUCCAUACGGACCAUUGCCUCUACAUAAUUCUGAAACAGCUCAUGUGCCGGCCUAGCAUGGGAACGUAUGUUUUCGACUGGGUCGAGGGAAAUCUAAGCCCAUUCCCAGACUUCAACGUCGAGGAAAAGUGUGUAGACUUUGACCAGUUCAUAGCCCAGCACCGGGAAGUGGCGAUUCCUCGCGAAAGAAUGCUUAAGCUGAGAGUCCCGGAAAGUCAAGACUACCUAAAGUCUUCGGAUGAGAUUAAAAGUGCUUUAGAAAUCAUAAGUUAGUAGCCGAAACGGCUUGUAUAUAGAUAUUCCAGCGGACGUAAGCCAAUGUUUUACGGGGCUUGUAUAUAUACUUUACUACUAUUAUACUUAGACGAAUAUAAGUAUAGAGCUACUAG
Pseudocercospora fijiensis CIRAD86 is the source of this 1009-nucleotide messenger RNA. RefSeq lists its product as uncharacterized. The record is from RefSeq and is a predicted model, not a curated record. Gene Ontology annotation, biological process: mycotoxin biosynthetic process. The transcript has 2 exons. NCBI's taxonomy places the organism in Eukaryota, Fungi, Ascomycota, Dothideomycetes, Mycosphaerellales, Mycosphaerellaceae. Bases 330 to 893 code for a protein of 187 amino acids.